Messenger RNA from Stylonychia lemnae, 285 nucleotides. Lineage: Eukaryota; Ciliophora; Spirotrichea; Sporadotrichida; Oxytrichidae. The record is from the annotation of a GenBank genome assembly.
AUGGGAAAAUCAUCAAGCAAAAUGACUAGAUAGUGCUCCUUUGAAUUGAGAGGAGAUGAAACUCCAAAGGAUAAAUUAAAAGCAAUUAUGACUUACAUAGGCGAGGAAAAAUUGUUUGACGAACUAAAGGAAAGACAGUUUGAUGACGAUUUGACUACAUUCAUGGAGGAAAUCGGCUAGCUAGAGUUGAGUGGAAACCUUAAUGACUUUUAUGAUAAUCUCACAGAUUCACAAGCUGAAGCUCUUAUCAAAUGGUAUGAGUAGAAUGCUACUGAUGAGAACUGA